Messenger RNA from Orcinus orca (killer whale), 3771 nucleotides. It is a transcript of the gene TRPV5, whose product is annotated as transient receptor potential cation channel subfamily V member 5. Lineage: Eukaryota; Metazoa; Chordata; Mammalia; Artiodactyla; Delphinidae. Gene Ontology annotation, cellular component: membrane. The coding region runs from base 4 to 2352 and encodes 782 amino acids. Gene Ontology annotation, molecular function: protein binding; calcium channel activity. The transcript is spliced from 16 exons. Gene Ontology annotation, biological process: calcium ion import across plasma membrane. The record is from RefSeq and is a predicted model, not a curated record.
CACAUGUCCCCACAGCCCACACAGGGCACCCUGGAGAUACACUCGCUCUGCAUCCCAGCCCCUGCCUGCUCGCCCCCACUCCAGCUGCUGCCGAGUCCUAGACCCGCUCCCUUGAACCACAUCCCCGUAACUUGCCGGUGCCCGAAAGGAGAAAACAUGGGGCCCCCUCCACCCAAGGCCAGGGGACUCUGGAUCCAACUCCAGAAACUUCUGACCUCCUGGCUGGCGGGACAGCAAGACUGGGACCAGCAUCUGGAUGAGGCCUACAUGCUGCAACAGAAGAGGAUUCGAGAGUCUCCUCUGCUUCGGGCAGCCAAGGACAACGACCUGUGUGUCCUGAAGAAACUUCUGCUGGACCGAACCUGUGACUUUCGGCAACGAGGAGCCCUGGGGGAGACGGCGCUGCACGUGGCGGCCCUCUAUGACAACUUAGAGGCCGCCAUGGUGCUGAUGGAGGCCGCCCCGGAGCUGGUCAAGGAGCCCACCAUCUGUGAGCCGUUUGUAGGUCAGACGGCACUGCACAUAGCCGUCAUGAACCAGAACGUGAACUUGGUGAAAGCCCUGCUCGCCCACGGGGCCAGCGUCUCUGCAAGGGCGGUAGGCUCAGCGUUCUGCCUCAGUCCCCACAACCUCCUCUACUUUGGGGAGCACCCUUUGUCCUUUGCGGCCUGCAUGGGCAGCGAGGAGACCGUGAGGCUGCUCAUUGAGCACGGCGCUGACAUCCGGGCCCAGGACUCCCUGGGAAACACAGUGUUGCACAUCCUCGUCCUCCAGCCCAGCAAAACCUUUGCCUGCCAGAUGUACAGCCUGCUGCUGUCCUACGACGGGCGCGGGGACCACCUGCAGUCCCUGGAUCUCGUGCCCAAUCACCAGGGCCUCACCCCCUUCAAGCUGGCUGGAGUGGAGGGCAACACCACGAUGUUCCAGCACCUGAUGCAGAAGCGGAAGCACAUCCAGUGGAUGUGCGGGCCGCUGACCUCCACUCUCUACGACCUCACGGAGAUCGACUCCUGGGGAGAGGACGUGUCAUUUCUAGAGCUUGUGGUCUCCUCCAAGAAGCGAGAGGCUCGCCAGAUCCUGGAACAGACCCCAGUGAAACAGUUGGUGAGCUUCAAGUGGAGGAAGUAUGGGCGGCCAUACUUCUGCAUCGUGGGGGCCCUGUACGUGCUCUAUAUGAUCUGUUUCACCAUGUGCUGCAUCCAUCGCCCUCUCAAGCCCCGUAGUGGCAACCGCACAAACUCCCGAGACAUCACCAUCCUCCAGCAGAAGCUGCUCCAGGAGGCCUAUGUGACUCAGCAGGAUAAAAUCCGGCUGGUGGGGGAGCUGAUGACGGUCUUCGGGGCUGUGAUCAUCCUGUUCCUAGAGAUCCCGGAUAUCUUCAGGGUUGGUUUCUCUCGCUAUUUUGGACAGACUGUCCUCGGGGGGCCGUUCCAUGUCAUCACCAUCACCUAUGCCUCGCUGGUGCUGGUGACCAUGGUGAUGCGGCUUUCCAACACCAACGGGGAGGUGGUGCCUAUGUCGUUCGCCCUGGUGCUGGGCUGGUGCAGUGUUAUGUACUUUGCUCGAGGAUUCCAGAUGCUGGGUCCCUUCACCAUCAUGAUCCAGAAGAUGAUUUUCGGAGACCUGUUGCGUUUCUGCUGGCUGAUGGCUGUGGUUAUUGUGGGAUUUGCCUCAGCGUUCUUUAUCAUUUUCCAGACAGAGGACCCAUCCAACUUGGGGCAAUUCUAUGACUAUCCCAUGGCGCUAUUCAGCACCUUUGAGCUUUUCCUCACCAUCAUCGACGGGCCUGCCAACUACGACGUGAACUUGCCCUACAUGUUCAGCAUCGUCUACUUUGCCUUUGCCAUCAUCGCCACACUGCUCAUGCUCAACCUGUUCAUUGCCAUGAUGGGCGACACACACUGGCGGGUGGCCCAUGAACAGGACGAGCUCUGGAGGGCCCAGGUCGUGGCCACCACGGUGAUGCUGGAGAGGAAGAUGCCUCGCACCCUGUGGCCUCGCUCUGGCGUCUGUGGGUACAAGUACGGGCUGGGGGACCGCUGGUUCCUGCGAGUGGAGACCAACCAAGACCAGAAUGCUUUGCGAGUACGUCGCUAUGUGGAAGCCUUCAAGGGCUCAGACAAGGAGGAAGAACAUGAGCAUCUUUCUGAGAAACAGCCCUCUGUGGUUGAAAGUGGGAUUCUAGCCAGGGCCUCCCUGGCCCUCCCGACUCCCUCCCUGUCCCGGACCACAUCUCGAAGCAGCAGCAGUCACCGAGGCUGGGAGAUCAUUCGUCGCAACACCCUGGGACACUUGAAUCUUGGACUGGACCUUGGGGAGGGGGAUGGAGAGGAAAGUGUCUAUCACAUAUGAUUAGGACCCCUGUUACUCUCCUCCCGACUCCAGGUGUACCAUUCAGUGGCAUUAAGUACAUUCACAUUGUUGGGCAACCAUCACCACUGUUCAUCCAGGGAAUUUUUUAAACUGAAACUCUUGUACCCAUUAAACAUUAACACCCCAUUAUCCCCUCCCCAUGGUGCCUGAUAACCAAUAUUCUACUUUCUGUCUAUGAAGUUAACUACUCUAGUUACCUUAUAUAAGUGGAAUCCUCCAAUAUUCGUCCUACUGUACCUGGCUUAUUUGAUGUAGCAUAAUGUUUUCAAGAUUCAUCCAUGCUGUAGCAUGAGUUAGAAUUUCAUUCCUUUUAAAGGUCAAAUAACAUUUCAUUGUAUGUAUAUUCCACGUUGUGUUUGUCCAUUCAUCCACUGAUGGACGAUUGGGUUGCUUCCACCUCUGGCUGUUGUAAUGCUGCUAUGAACAUUGGUAUACAAGUAUCUGUUCAAGUUCCUGCUUUCAGUUUCUUUGGGUAUAUGACUAGAAGCAGAUGGCUAGAUCUUAUGGCAAGUCUACGUUUAAUUUUUUUGAGGAACUGCCGUACUGUUUCCCACAGCAGUUGUACUGUUGUAUGUCUCCUCAGGCAAGGCACAGGGUUCCGGUUUCUCCACAUCUUCACCAACACGUUACUUUCUGUUUCUUUGAUAAUAACCAUCCUUUUGGUUAGGAAGUGGUAUCUCAUUGUGGUUUUAAUUUGCAUUUCCCUGGCGACUAACAACAUUGAACAUCUUUUCGUGUGCCUAUUGGCCAUUUGCGUAUCUUCUUUCUUGGAGAAAUGUCUAUUGUCCUUUGUCCAUUUUUGAAUUGUUUUGGGGGUUUUUUGGUUGUUAUUUUUGGGUUGUCUUAUCCUUGUUUUUUGAGACUUGGAGUCUGAAGUGUUUGUAUCUCAUUUGCAUCCUGGUGUGUUUUUAAAUAUGUGAGGUAAAUUAUUCCUUUCCAUGCUUGGAUGGCCCCAUCAUUUGUUUUACGAGACCAUCCCUGGCCUGUGCCUCUGGUUGUCUGUUAGCAGCUGUUCAUCCUUGCCUCUGGAGGUAACAGGCUCCCAACCACGUUUCCUGCAACAGCCAUCCUCCACCCCCAUCUCCGUUUGUCCCUGUGCUGACCUGUGGGGUAGACAGCAAUAAUAGAGCCCGGGCCAACGCUUUCCAGGAAGGAAGUUGGAAACUAGGUGUCCAGGGUAUCCAUUACAGCCUCGCUUUGGCCUCCAGCCCUUCUUGUCCCAGCCCCGUCAUCACCCUGACCACAAUGCCGUAACGACUCUUAAGAGGACUGUGGUCUGGAACAGCAAAAAGGUAAGUGGGAUUUGCAACACCACAGACAGGUUCAUCCAGACACUCACGCAAGGCACAAAUGAGUGCAGAACGGUGAGGGAUCACACACACAUAUGCACACACGCAC